Molecule: messenger RNA, 3378 nt
Organism: Rattus norvegicus (Norway rat)
Lineage: Eukaryota; Metazoa; Chordata; Mammalia; Rodentia; Muridae
Gene: Pkd2l1
Product: polycystin 2 like 1, transient receptor potential cation channel
Exons: 15
Coding region: 175-2466 (763 amino acids)
Biological process (GO): detection of stimulus; detection of chemical stimulus involved in sensory perception of sour taste; cellular response to acidic pH
Cellular component (GO): signaling receptor complex; non-motile cilium; endoplasmic reticulum
Molecular function (GO): alpha-actinin binding; monoatomic cation channel activity; transmembrane transporter binding
Source: RefSeq, marked validated
GUGUGAGCUCAGCUCAGCUCCCCCACCCAGACAGGAGGCAGAGGCUAAAGGAGAGCAGCUGCUCUUAGACACCACUCCCUGGGCUCUCUGCUUCCAGUGUCAGUGCGGGUCGUUGUCCCCGUGUCUCCUGUGAGAGUGGGCACCUGUGGUGGCAGGUUUCCACCUCUGGUCCCCAUGAAUAUUAUGGAGAAUUCCAAGGAGCAGGAGCUGCAAACACUGGGGAGCAGAGUCUGGGACAAUCCUGCCUACAGCAGCCCUCCUUCCCCGAAUGGGACCCCGAGGAUCUGCACCGUCUCCAGUGUGGCUCUCCCUGAGACUCAACCUAAAAAGCCAGAAGUCAGACGCCAGGAGAAGACACCAAGAGUCCCUGUGUCCGGCUGCUGUCUCCUCAUCUGUCGUGGCAUCAGAGGGCUGUGGGGGACAACGCUGACUGAGAACACAGCCGAGAACAGAGAGCUUUAUGUCAAGACUACCCUGAGGGAGCUUGUGGUGUACAUCGUGUUCCUCGUGGAUGUCUGUCUGUUGACCUACGGAAUGACAAGUUCUAGUGCCUAUUACUAUACCAAAGUGAUGUCCGAGCUGUUCCUUCACACCCCGUCAGAGUCUGCAGUCUCCUUCCAGACCAUCAGCAGCAUGUCAGACUUCUGGGAUUUUGCUCAGGGCCCACUCCUGGACAGUUUGUACUGGACAAAGUGGUACAACAACCAGAGCCUGGGGAGCAGCUCCCACUCUUUCAUCUACUACGAGAACCUGCUCCUGGGGGUCCCGAGGUUGCGGCAGCUGCGGGUACGCAACGACUCCUGUGUGGUUCACGAAGAUUUCCGGGAGGACAUUUUGAACUGUUAUGAUGUCUACUCUCCGGACAAAGAAGACCAGCUCCCCUUUGGACCUCUCAACGGAACAGCGUGGACAUACCAUUCACAGAAUGAGCUGGGGGGCUCCUCCCACUGGGGCAGGCUCACAAGCUACAGUGGAGGUGGCUACUACUUGGAUCUUCCAGGAUCCAGACAAGCCAGUGCGGAGGCCCUCCAAGGACUCCAGGAGGGACUAUGGCUAGACAGGGGCACUCGUGUGGUCUUUAUCGACUUCUCCGUCUACAAUGCCAACAUUAAUCUCUUCUGUAUUCUGAGACUGGUGGUAGAGUUCCCAGCCACAGGAGGGGCCAUCCCGUCCUGGCAGAUCCGCACGGUUAAGCUGAUCCGCUACGUGAAUAACUGGGACUUCUUCAUUGUGGGCUGUGAAGUCAUCUUUUGCAUCUUCAUCUUCUACUAUGUGGUAGAGGAAAUCCUGGAAAUCCGCGUGCAUCGGUUUCGCUACCUCAGCAGCGUCUGGAACAUUCUGGACCUGGUGGUCAUCUUGCUCUCCAUCGUGGCUGUGGGGUUCCAUGUAUUCCGAACCCUGGAAGUGAACCGACUGAUGGGAGAGCUCCUACAGCAGCCAGACACGUAUCCAGACUUUGAGUUCCUGGCCUUCUGGCAGACUCAGUACAAUAACAUGAACGCGGUCAACCUUUUCUUUGCUUGGAUCAAGAUAUUCAAGUACAUCAGCUUCAACAAAACCAUGACCCAGCUCUCCUCCACCCUGGCUCGCUGUGCCAAGGACAUCCUGGGUUUCGCCAUCAUGUUCUUCAUUGUCUUCUUCGCCUACGCCCAGCUCGGCUACCUGCUUUUCGGGACCCAAGUAGAAAGCUUUAGCACUUUCGUCAAGUGCAUUUUCACUCAAUUCCGGAUAAUCCUCGGGGAUUUUGACUACAACGCCAUCGACAAUGCCAACCGAAUCCUGGGCCCUGUGUACUUCAUCACCUAUGUCUUCUUCGUCUUCUUUGUGCUCCUGAACAUGUUCCUGGCCAUCAUCAACGACACAUACUCAGAGGUCAAGGAGGAGCUGGCUGGCCAGAGGGAUCAGUUGCAGCUUUCUGACCUCCUGAAACAGAGCUACAGCAAGACCCUACAAAGGCUGCGUCUGAGGAAAGAGCGGGUUUCAGAUGUGCAGAAGGUCCUGAAGGGCGGGGAGCCAGAGAUCCAGUUUGAAGACUUCACCAACACCUUGAGGGAGCUGGGGCACGCAGAGCGUGAGAUCUCUGAGGUCUCGGCUGCCUUCACCAGGUUUGAUCGGGAUGGGGAUCACAUACUGGAUGAGGAGGAUCAGGCACAGAUGCGACAGGGGCUGGAAGAGGAGAGGAUGACCCUCAGUGCUGAAACUGAGAACCUAGGCCGGUCUGUUGGCCACAGCCCACCAGGUGAAUUGGAUGCAGAGGCUGCCAGAGGACGAAGCUGGGUCUCUGGAGAAGAAUUCGACAUGCUCACAAGGAGAGUUCUGCAGCUGCAGCGUGUUCUGGAAGGAGUUGUGUCCCAGGUUGAUGCCCUGAGCUCAAAGCUGAAGAUGCUGGAGAGGAAAGGGGAGUUGGCUCCCUCCCCAGGAAUGGAGGAGCCAGCUGUUUGGGAGAACCCUUAUAAUCCAUCCUAGUUGUCACUCCAGCCCCCUUGGGAGUUCAGGGUGGGCAAGAGGAUGGAAAGGGGGUCCUAAAGUAACAGACGGCAAGUUCUUCUCUCUAAGCCUUCCCACGGCAAGUUCUUCUCUCUAAGCCUUCCCACAAGCCUCGUCUCUACCCCCUGCCCCUUUGUAGGGCAGCAUGUCUCAUGAGAGCUGCUAUGGAAUUCCACCCUGUAUCUGGCCUUCUGAGUUAAUGCUAUGCGUGUAGCCAGGCAGUGUGCUUAGGCUUGUCCCUCGGUGUUUCUAUAUGUAGUUGCACAGCUCUGUAAAGUAGCAUUUCCUACCUGGCCUCUCUCUUCCUGGGCACUUACUUCUGCUGUAAUGAUUGACAUGAACAACAAACAAGAAAAGGGAGGAGGCAGCCACGACUUUCCCGAGGAACUCAGGCAGCCAUGAUGAGUCAAAAGGUAGAAGUUCAAAGAGUAGGCAAUGGAGUAGCUUACAUUCCAGUAACUCUUACCCUUCCCCAGUGUGUCAAGAUAUCUACCAUUGGCAUGCAUGGUUGUGUGUAGGGGGUCUUCCCUUUUCCCAUGGAGUUUCCCUGUAAAAGAGAAAAGGAAGUUGUAGAGGAAAGAAGAUUCUUGUGUGUUGAGAUUCCAACAGAGGAGUUAAGAGUGACCCCCUCCGGGUGAAGCCAGUGAAGGCUCCUCUGGAGGACCUGCCUUCUGAUUCUGGUGCUCCACUGACGACUUGGAACCAAGGAGGCUUCAAACCUGGAAUCAAACAGAACCUGAAGAAACCAAGCAAGAGAUGGUGUCAGGACUCACUGAUCUUUGGACUAAUGUGUGGUGGUCUCUGGCUCUAUUCAUCCCAGGACAAUGUGAGGUUCCAUGGUGAUUUAUCAAUAAAACUCUUUAGAAAACCAGGUCUUUGCAUUUCCUUCUG